CAUCGCUCCGAUAAAAGUCGUCCCGUCUUGAGCCAAAAUGCUGCUGUACGCGUGGGGAGCCAACCGUUAUGGGCAACUCGGCCUGGGCUACAAGUCCGAAGUGGUAAUCCAGCCGAGAGUGGUAGACAUGUCAACCACGAACCUGAAGGCGGACAAUAUUGUCUCGAUCGCCGGCGGGACCAGCCACACCUUGAUCCUGGACAAAAACGGGUAUGUUUAUUGUUGCGGCGUUAAUACAGACGGCCAGUUAGGUUUGCCCGACGAUCAUCUCCACUUCACCGAGAUUGACAUUUUGAAGGACUUUCAAAUUUCAAAAAUUUCCUGCGGCGGCGAUUUCAGCUCGGCGAUAUUGAAAUGCGGCAAGCAGUUCGUGUGGGGCAACAACCGUUUCGCCCAGUUGGGGCUGUCUAAGAACAUAAUCUCCACGGGAAUCCCGUCAUGGCUCCAGCUGUCACCGCGACUGGCAACUGGGUUCCGUCAAGUCAGUUGCGGCUACCGUCACACUGCCAUGAUAACGCAGGACCGCGGCCUUUUGGUGGCCGGCACCGGUAGCAAGGGCCAACUUGGCAUAGGUGACAAUUACGACGACAACGGGUACAUGACCAUUUCCAGAAUUCCGGAAUUGGCUAACGUAAUAUCCAUCGCAAGCGGCCAGUACCACACCAUAUGUCUGAAAGAGGACGGCAACGUUUUCGGAUGGGGCGAGAACAAAUACGGUCAAAUCGGCAUAGAUCCAAAAUUCACCAACAUCUAUCUCCCGGCAAAAGUGCUGACCAACAAUACAUUGACCAAAUUGUGUGCCGGAUGGACGCACAGCGCCGCUUUGACCAAACACGGGGACGUCUACACCUGGGGCCGGAACAACUCUGGUCAACUGGGAUCACCAAGGGUUCAUCCACAUAAGCCCGAAAGAAUUCCAUUGACCAACAUCACUGAUUUAAGCAUUGGGUCUGAUCACAACAUGGCUAUAACGGAGGACAAGAGCCUGUACGUCUGGGGCUGCAACGACACCGGAUCCUGCGGCACCGGGGACUUCAACCACGUUAUGAGACCCACCAAAAUUUUGAGUCAACACAAAGUUAAAUAUGCAUUUGCUUGCAUGAAUAGUUCCUUUGCUGUAGUUGAAUAGUUAUCUAUCUUCAUUCAAUGAUUAAUUCAUUUAUUCAGUUAUACAUUAAUUCAGUGAUUAUGAAGUUUUGAUUGUUCUGGUUGCAAUAAUAAAGUUGUGGAUAAAUUAAA
Molecule: messenger RNA, 1239 nt
Organism: Aethina tumida (small hive beetle)
Lineage: Eukaryota; Metazoa; Arthropoda; Insecta; Coleoptera; Nitidulidae
Exons: 1
Coding region: 38-1129 (363 amino acids)
Source: RefSeq, a predicted model, not a curated record